This is a messenger RNA of Ahaetulla prasina, 855 nucleotides long. RefSeq names its product cystatin-like. NCBI's taxonomy places the organism in Eukaryota, Metazoa, Chordata, Lepidosauria, Squamata, Colubridae. Gene Ontology annotation, cellular component: extracellular exosome. Gene Ontology annotation, molecular function: cysteine-type endopeptidase inhibitor activity. The record is from RefSeq and is a predicted model, not a curated record. The transcript has 3 exons. Bases 103 to 540 code for a protein of 145 amino acids.
UGGAGCACAGCUGGGGCACCUGCGAGAACUUCGCUUCGGGGCGACGGUUGCAGUUUGCUCGCUCUGUCUGCUUCCUUGCUUGCCUGCCUGCCUGCCGGCUCCAUGGUGCGCUCCCGGCUGCCGAUCCCGGCUCCUCUCGGGCUGCUCUGCGCCCUCCUGAUGCUGCUCUCGGGGGUGCCGGCGACGACCAUGCCCGGGGGUCUUUCCCCCCGAUCCGUCUCGGAUUCGGACGUGCAGAAAGCCGCCGCCUUCGCCGUGGAAGAAUACAACGCGGUCAGCGCAAACGGCAACUAUUUCAAGGCGUUGCGCGUUGUGGACGCCCAAUCCCAGGUAGUUGCAGGGGUGAAAUAUUAUCUAACGAUGGAGCUGGUGAAAACCGACUGUGAAAAAACCCUCGGCAACCGGAAGGUGUACAAAGAGAUCCAGAACUGUGACCUGGCUCCAAGGGCUCAGCAGGAGAAACUAAUUUGCCACUUCGAAGUCUGGUCCCGUCCUUGGCUGAACAACAAGAUGGAGUUGACCAAGAUGAGCUGUAACUAAUUUGGACAGCAGGGAUGGACUUACGAGAUGAUCCCCCAGCACGGGCAAAUGAUCCCGAGUGUAUCCAGCGGCCGAUAAACCUCCGGUGUUACUUACAAGCUGAACUUACAGAAAGCCUUGCUUUUCCCCUCCGCAAAUCAUGGUUCACUUAAGCCCUAUUUCACAUUUUCCACGAUGUACGGUAUACACGGGGGUCUUUUCUUCUUCCUCAGUUUCCCCUUCUUUUCUCUUAGCUUUGUUUGCGUUAUAGAGAAGACACGUCUAUAUUUCGGUGAGUUGGUUGUUAAUUGGUCUUAAUAAAGCUAUCGUCAUGAA